Molecule: messenger RNA, 2004 nt
Organism: Dalotia coriaria
Lineage: Eukaryota; Metazoa; Arthropoda; Insecta; Coleoptera; Staphylinidae
Gene: ArfGAP1
Product: ADP-ribosylation factor GTPase-activating protein 1
Exons: 7
Coding region: 223-1497 (424 amino acids)
Biological process (GO): regulation of ARF protein signal transduction; regulation of endocytosis
Cellular component (GO): Golgi membrane
Molecular function (GO): GTPase activator activity
Source: RefSeq, a predicted model, not a curated record
AAAAUAUUGACCUGGAAAGUGGGGCCGAUUCACACGACACGUCGUCCGAAAAAAACUCCACACUGAAGCCGAGAAUCGUUUGAAACAUUUGCAAUUUGUUUAAACUUACGCAAUUAGCACACACACAACAUGCGCGACUUAUAACGAAGACAGCUCCCGUCUAGAUAAAUUUCUUUAAUCCACGUAGCGUAGUUGUAUCUUAUUGACGAAGCUCUUACAAGAAUGGCCAGUCCUCGAACACGAAGACUUCUUUCCGAAUUGAAGCCCACCAACGAGAACGAUAAAUGCUUUGAAUGCCAAACCCACAAUCCACAAUGGGCUUCAGUAACAUAUGGCAUAUGGAUUUGCCUGGAGUGUUCUGGGAAGCAUCGUGGGCUAGGAGUACACUUAUCAUUCGUCCGGUCUGUUACCAUGGACAAAUGGAAAGAGAUUGAGCUGGAGAAGAUGAAAGUCGGUGGUAAUAGUAAUGCUAGGAUAUUUUUUGAAGCUCAGGAUGAUUACGAUGAUUCAAUGAGCAUCCAACAAAAGUACAAUACAAAAGGUGCUGCUUUAUACAGAGAUAAGAUUUCUACAUUAGCCCAAGGUAAAAACUGGGACGAAAAGAAAUCGCCGGCGCAGAAAUACAGCGGGAGUUUGAUCAACACUUCGUCGACCACGACGCAAAGUUACAACAAUAGCUCAAACUCAUACCAACAGGCUGAUAGCUACCAGAAUAAUGGCUACCAAAACAACGGCAGUUAUCAGAACUUUAAUUCGCCAGAGUUUAAGAAUGAGAAGGAAGCGUUCUUUGCAAAACGGCAGAAUGAGAAUGCAAAUCGAAGAGAGGAUUUACCGCCGAGUCAAGGAGGCAAGUAUUCUGGUUUCGGAUAUUCCAUGGAACCACCACCCCGGAGUCAAUCGCAAGAGAUGUUUGACAAUACGCUGUCGUCACUUGCGAGUGGCUGGUCAUUCCUGUCGAAUUCAGCGACGAAAAUCGCCAGUAAAGCAUCCGAAAGUGCGCUUAAAUAUGGCGGCAUCGCGUCGCAGAAGGUUCGAGAGGGCAAUUUGUUAGAUGAUGUAGGUAAUCAUGUCAGUGGUUUAGCAAACAAGAUGAGCGACUUGGGACGUCGUGGCUGGACGCAAGUAACAGGUACACAGCAACCCGGCGCUGAAUUUGGUACUUAUGGUCAAGUAGGCGGUGAAAAUUUCCAUUCCCCUGGUGAAAAAUCAUCGCUUGUUACUGGUGGCAACGGUAACAGUUUCAACAAUCAAGAUGAUUGGAGUUUUGCCAGUCAGCAGGGUUCUAAAGCUUCAAGUCCAAAAAGUCCCACAAGUCAACAAUGGGGCUACCAAAACGAGUCCAACUCAUACCAAUCACCCACCGACUCGAAAACAACGUCGCCCAUCUCGCCCACGGAGAACAAACGCAGCAGCGCCAAGAAAAAGACCUCACGAGAGGAGAAAAAGUGGGACAACAAGUGGGGCGACGAUGAACUCUGGGAGAGUCUCAACAAUUAAUGCAUAAUGCCUAUAAUCAGCGCUACUCAACUCGGUGUUUGAUAACAAAGUGAAACAAUGACGUGUGUUAAUGUUCCCCUCUUCCACUACUCUCUCACUGUUACUUGCGAUUACAAACGACAACAAAUUCUUGAACAUUUCUUCUGCGCCAGGGCGUAAACUUAAAAAUGUGCAUUUAUUUUUGGAUAAUAUUUACAUUUAAGUUUAGUACGAGUGCUAAUACGCAUUGGUAUCUUUUGCUUUCUUUGAAUAAUUCCAUAUGUAUUUGUAUAGUUUACGAUUUUAUCUCGAUUUGUGAUUAGUUUACGAUAGUUAGCUAAAUCUUUUGCUUUGCCGACGAUUUUUUGCUCGAAAGAUAACCGACAAUGACUUCGUAACACUGUAAUUGUUUGUAAUUGUAAAAUAUGUUAUAAUAUAUUCUAUUUAAAAUAUAGAUGAAUGUAACCGUUACAGGAAAUAUAUUAUAUAUAUAUAUUAAAAAUAUAUACUAUUAUAUUGAUGAGCAAA